Linum tenue is the source of this 2269-nucleotide messenger RNA. NCBI's taxonomy places the organism in Eukaryota, Viridiplantae, Streptophyta, Magnoliopsida, Malpighiales, Linaceae. The record is from the annotation of a GenBank genome assembly.
CAACAAUAGUCAAUACAAGUUUAGGAGUAUCAGUCGUUACAAAAAAUUGAAAGGCGUCUCAGUCGCUCACUCAACUCAGUCUCAAGUCUGAAUUCUGAACUCUCCUUUCUAGUCAUCACCUCCGGUACUCUUACUCCAUUCAGUCAUUUCUUCUGCGGAAGGAAUGUCGCUCCAAUCAUCUGUACAAAGGGUGAGAAACCUCGGUGGAUUAAGGCCUCAGAUCUUCGGUUCCUUGGGAAGGUUUCACUCCACUACUACUGCUACCGAAGCUUCUUCUUCUCCUUCAUCCGAUCAAACUUCCCCUUUGAGGGUUCCCAAUCUCAUAGGAGGUUCAUUUGUUCAUUCAAAGUCACCUUCAACAAUUGAUGUGAUCAAUCCGGCCACUCAAGAAGUUGUAUCUCAAGUUCCCUUAACCACACAUGACGAGUUCAAAGCUGCUGUCAUUGCUGCGAAGAAUGCUUUCCAGUCAUGGCGCAAUACUCCAAUUACCACCCGCCAGAGGGUCAUGCUGAAGCUCCAAGACCUUAUCCGGAGAGAUAAGGAUAAACUUGCAUUGAAUAUCACAACCGAACAAGGGAAGACAUUGAAAGAUGCACAUGGAGAUGUGUUUCGUGGCCUAGAGGUGGUGGAACAUGCUUGUGGAAUGGCAACCCUCCAAAUGGGAGAGUAUGUUUCUAAUGUGGCACAUGGAAUCGACACAUAUAGCAUCAGAGAGCCACUAGGUGUAUGUGCUGGAAUUUGCCCAUUUAACUUUCCUGCUAUGAUUCCAUUAUGGAUGUUCCCCAUUGCAGUUACAUGUGGCAAUACCUUUGUUUUAAAGCCAUCAGAGAAAGAUCCAGGGGCUUCGGUAAUUCUUGCCGAAUUGGCAAUGGAGGCUGGCCUACCAGAUGGUGUUCUGAACAUUGUCCAUGGCACCAACGAUAUUGUCAAUGCUAUUUGUGAUGAAGAGGAUAUCAAAGCUGUUUCCUUUGUUGGUUCUAAUAUGGCAGGCAUGCACAUCUAUACAAGAGCAUCUGCUGCAGGAAAGCGCGUUCAGUCCAAUAUGGGUGCAAAAAAUCACGCAAUAGUGAUGCCUGACGCCAACAUUGACGCUACUAUAAAUGCUUUGGUUGCUGCUGGUUUUGGUGCUGCUGGUCAGAGGUGCAUGGCACUGAGCACAGUAGUUUUUGUUGGCGAUUCAAAACCAUGGUUGAAUAGACUUGUACAGUCUGCAAAAGCUUUGAAAGUAAAUUCAGGAACAGAACCCGAUGCUGACCUAGGUCCAGUAAUUAGCAAGCAGUCCAAGGAACGGAUACACAGAUUAAUUCAAAGUGGUGUCGAAAGUGGUGCCGAGCUAGUACUUGAUGGGAGAAAUAUAGUGGUUCCAGGGUAUGAGAAUGGCAACUUUGUUGGUCCAACCAUCUUAGCAGGUGUCAGACCAGAUAUGGAGUGCUACAAGGAGGAAAUCUUUGGCCCAGUUCUAAUCUGCAUGGAGGCUGACAGCUUUGAAGAAGCAAUCAGUAUUGUGAAUAGAAACAAGUAUCGUUUCCUUAAUUUGCUUCCCUCUUUCCUUUCUCAUUUGAUGUAUCUUUACCUAAGCAUCUUAGCUCACCUGUGGAAACUUAAUUUCGUGGCAGAUACGGUAAUGGAGGUUCCAUCUUUACCACAGCAGGUGCUGCUGCGCGGAAGUUCCAGACCGAAAUAGAGUGUGGACAGGUUGGUAUCAAUGUUCCCAUCCCGGUUCCAUUGCCCUUUUUCUCCUUUACUGGCAAUAAAGCGUCAUUUGCUGGAGAUCUGAAUUUCUAUGGCAAGGCAGGAGUGAGCUUUUACACACAGAUGAAAACAGUAACCCAACAAUGGAAGGAUUUGCCAGAUGGAAGUGGAAUUUCACUCGCAAUGCCUACUUCUCAGUAGCAAUAUAAAAUUAGUUAUAUGCUGUCUGUGACUGACUGGCUCUCUUCGCACACCUUUCUUUUUCUUCACCGGCCUACCCUUCUCUUCAACGUUUUAGGUCUGAGUUGUGUUUUCUGUUGAAGCUGUAAAUAACUUCGUCCAAGUUGAACCGUCGUUUAGAAUUUUGCAAUAAUUCAGCCGCCUGUCUUACAUUGUUUUGCCAUUUUUUUACUUCAGUUUCUGCUUGUGGGUGAGCUUUCGAAAUUCAAACGGUAGUUUGAUAACAUCUAAAUAGUUAUAUUUUAUGUCAGGUUUUUAGGCGUUUAAUGCUAGGUGUAGCUGUUUGGAAAUAUUUCAUGAACAAGCACGAUUUUGGUUGAUUUAGGUAUGAAUUGGG